Molecule: messenger RNA, 15368 nt
Organism: Polyodon spathula (Mississippi paddlefish)
Lineage: Eukaryota; Metazoa; Chordata; Actinopteri; Acipenseriformes; Polyodontidae
Product: protocadherin-16-like
Exons: 21
Coding region: 462-10349 (3295 amino acids)
Biological process (GO): homophilic cell-cell adhesion
Cellular component (GO): plasma membrane; cell-cell junction
Molecular function (GO): calcium ion binding
Source: RefSeq, a predicted model, not a curated record
GUGCACACCGUGUCUAAUACCGAGGAGCUUAAGAACACAAUACCCCGCAGCACUGUAACCAAGGAGAGAGAAAAGCGAGAGGUACCGUUAUACAGCAUAGGAUAAGGAGUCAGAACGAGGGUUUAACUGAAAAACCACGUCCACCAGACGACAGAAAUUAACAAAAAAACUGCAUUCUGCAGAAAAUAACAGGAAACCUGCGAAUUAUUUUAAAUAUUUCUCCUUCUGUUUAUUUUUUCUGGGUACCGGUAAUGGAUGGAUGUGUAUAGGAUGUAACCUCGUUUUUGUCAUUUCCACUCUGCAUUUUAUGAUUCUUCUACGACAAGGGAAUUGCAAAGGAAAUCUGCAUACAAAUAGGAUUUUGGGGUAACCGAGUAACAGACUCAUACACACGGACACAAAAAGAGGCAAAACGCAAAGGAGAAAGAGGGGCAGAUGAAUGAUUAACUCAAACUGUUUACAUGAGGAUUGGUUCGCUGCUUAUCGGAUUGAGGGAGCUUGCAAUGGAACGACUGAACAGACGAGGGACCUGGAACAAACGGGUGCUGCUUCUCUACGUGGCCUUCGGACUUAUAACCGGUAACUCAUCUACGGUGUUGGGAACCCUGGACCUACAGCUGGAUGAGGAGCAGCCAGCUGGCACUAUCGUGGGGGACAUCAGUGCUGGGCUGCCCCCUGGAACCACUGCCUCCUUGUACUUCAUCACAGACUUGGAAAGCACUGGGGUUGGCAGCGACUUGCACAUUGAUGAAACCACCGGCAUUAUUAAGACAGCCAAAGUCCUGGACCGGGAGACCAGGGACCGCUACAACUUUAUUGCUGUCACCAUGCAGGGGGUGACAGUGGAGGUAACAAUUGUGGUCAAUGACAUCAAUGACCAUGCACCCAGCUUCCCCAAGAGCAGGGCCACUUUAAAGAUCCCAGAACAAACAGCAAUAGGGACUAGGUUUUCCUUAGAACCAGCAUCUGAUGCUGAUAAAGACCAGCUCAGUACACAGGGUUACCUAGUAAAAGAUGGCAACAUGGGACAAGCUUUCCGACUUCAGACCAAGAGAGGCUCCAAUGAGGUCUUGUACUGUGAUCUUGUGGUAAAUGGGAUCCUGGAUCGAGAGCAGAUUUCUUCAUAUUCCUUGUACUUGGAAGCUUUUGAUGGUGGCUCUCCAAGGAAGACAGGGCAUAUGAUUCUGGAUGUCUUGGUCCAAGAUAUUAAUGACAAUGCCCCUGUCUUUAAUCAGAGCCGCUAUCACACCCAGAUCUCUGAAAACAUGAAGCCUGGUAGCACGAUUCUGCAGGUGUUUGCCUCAGAUGCCGAUGAGGGAGACAAUGGAUUAGUCAUUUAUGAGAUUAACAGAAGGCAGAGUGACCCUGAGCGAUACUUUCUUAUUGACCCACGCACAGGCAUAAUAACCCUCAGCAAGCCCCUUGACUAUGAGAUGAGAAAAGUCCAUGAGCUGGUUGUCCAAGCUCGGGACAAUGCUAGCCAGCCGGAGAUCACCAAUGCUUUCGUGUCCAUCCAUGUGCGUGAUUACAAUGAUAACCAGCCUACCAUGACCAUCAUUUUCCUCAGUGAGGAUGGGUCCCCACGGAUCUCUGAGGGAGCCCAACCAGGCCAGUAUGUUGCACGAAUUUCGGUAUCUGACCCAGAUUAUAGCGAGUACUCAAAUGUAAAUGUCUCUUUGGAAGGGGGAGAUGGCAAGUUUGGUCUAACCACUAAGGAUAACAUCAUCUACCUCAUUUGUGUUGACAAGAUCUUAGACAGGGAAGAAAGAGAUUCCUAUGAACUGAGGGUGAUGGCCACUGACUCAGGGACCCCUCCAUUGAGGGCAGAGUCCUCAUUUACAAUUCAGGUCACUGAUGUCAAUGACAAUCCCCCUCUUUUUGACCAACAGGUAUACAAGCAAACUAUCCCUGAGGUUGUCUACCCUGGCAGUUUUGUCCUUCAGGUGACAGCCAGGGAUAAAGACCAAGGUCCCAAUGGGGACGUCAAAUAUAGCAUCCUGCAGGACCGUGGGACACAUUCUGAUUGGUUUACAAUCGACCCAGUUACCGGGAUCAUCACCACUGCAACAGAGCUGGAUUACGAGAUGGACCCCAAGCCAAGAAUCACUGUGGUGGCUACAGAUGGAGGCCGACCUGCUCUGUCUUCCACAGCUGUGGUCAAUGUAGUCUUGCAGGAUAUAAAUGACAAUGAGCCUGUUUUCGAUAGUAACUUCUACAAUGUCUCAAUCAAGGAAAACACAGCAGCUGGAACUUGCUUUCUUCAGGUGACGGCAACAGAUGCAGAUGGAGGAUCUUUUGGCACCAUAUUCUACUCCAUAGGCUCUGGGAUCGGCAGCGUGAUCCCCACCCAGUUCACCAUCGGGAAAGAGACGGGUCAAAUUUGUACCAGCUUAUCCCUGGACCGGGACCAGGGGCCCUCCAGCUACGACUUCACUGUCACUGCUGUGGAUGGGGGGGGGCUCAACUCCAUGGCCUAUGUGAAAGUGUUCCUGGUUGAUAUAAAUGAUAAUAGUCCAGUUUUCUACCCGAUCCACUAUGCAGUCAGCCUCAGCACGCAGAGUGCACCUGGAACCUCCGUCAUUAAGGUGACCGCCCACGAUCAGGACGAGGGGCAGAAUGGGAGGGUGACAUACAGCACAGCCCCUGGGGGCAGCUCCCCAUACUUCACACUCAACAAAGACACAGGAGUCAUCUCGUUGUCUCGCUCUCUCCAUGGGAAGGUGAACUCUGUGAUCCAGCUGGUUAUCUCAGCACAGGAUGGGGGCGGACUAACAGCAAAGGUCAAUGCCCAUGUCAACAUCAGUGUUGUUGCAGGCUCAGUGGUGCCUCCAGUGUUUGAACAAGCACACUACUUCUUCACGGUGUCCGAGGAUGUCCUGAGGGGGACACAAGUAGGCAUAGUGCGAGCAAGCAGUGGACAUGGUCGUUCGGAGGGAGUCUACUACACUAUAUCUUCUGGAGACUCCGAUGGUUACUUCACUGUUGACUCAGAGACAGGUGCCCUUCGAACCAGCCGCCCACUGGACCACGAAGCCCAGCCCUCUUUGGAGUUAGAGGUACAGGCCCGGAGUGGGUCACCACCAGCAUUUGGACAAACACAAGUCCAAAUUACCAUUGUAGACAUCAAUGACAAUGCUCCCUCCUUCCUGCCCUCAUCCUCCGAGUCCUUGCUACUGGCAGAGUCCACUGAUAUGGGCACAUUGGUGUACCAUGUGAGGGCAGAGGACCGUGACUCAGGACCCAAUGGGCAGCUGCACUUUGACCUACUCUCCAGUGGGGGGCAGCGUACCUUUGGCAUUGAGCGCAGCACAGGGGAUAUCCGGCUUAUUGGUGGCUUGAGCUACGAGACUAUGCCCCGUUAUGACCUUAAAGUGGUGGCUAAGGACAGUGGGGUCCCCCAGCUGAGCACCACCUUCACACUGGUUGUACAUGUGCAGGCAGAGAAUGACCAAGGCCCUGUUUUUGACACUCUCACCUACCGCGUGGAGCUGAAAGAAGGGACCCCACUCAACACUCGCUUUCUCCAGGUGAGGGCGUUGAAUCGCGAGACCACUACUUCCAGCAGCACUACAGGGUCUUCUUCCACCAUACUGGCAUAUCAUCUCCGCCCAGAUGGAGACGCAGCUGGAUUUGGGAUUGCCCCUGACAGUGGAUGGCUAUUUGUUAAGAGUGUACUUGACAGGGAAACUAAGGACCUUUACCUGCUGACUGUCCUGGCCACCUCGGGUACUGGGCAGCUGAAGAAAACGGGCAGCGCCACUGUGCGUAUUUCAGUGACAGACGAGAAUGACAACUCUCCUCGGCUCACCCAGGAGCGUGCUUUCUUGGCCGUGCGAGAGAACCUGCCCCCAGGGACUGGGUUUGGGAGGGUGGCUGCCACAGAUCGGGAUGCAGGUCUCAACAGUCGUCUAACCUUCAGACUCCUGCAUCCUGACCGAAAUUUUCAGAUGAACUCCCAGACAGGUGAGAUCAGCACUCGGAUGGCCCUGGACCGUGAGCACCAGUCCAGUUACCAGUUGGUUGUGGUGGUCCAGGAUGGGGGAACCCCUCCACGUAGUGCCACAGGCACCGCCCAUAUUACUGUACUGGAUGAGAACGACAAUGCUCCUGCCUUCACACACGCACCCCCUGGGAGGGAGCUUGUACUGCAGGUGUUGGAAGACAAGCCCCCUGGAACCUUGCUCGGCUCAGUUCAAGCCAAAGAUCCUGAUGAAGGUGAAAAUGGGACAAUCUACUACUUGCUAUCUGGCCCCAGGGCAGAGCGUUUUUCCCUAAAUCCAAACACUGGAGAGCUACGGUUAGCUGCCCCCCUGACCCGCACCGACAGGGCUGACUAUACCUUCACCGUGACAGCUACAGACAGGGGUGCAUCUCCACAGAGCACCUCUGCAACCCUGCGCAUACAGGUCCUGAAUCACAGUAAGUUCCUGCCCGGCCCAGGCUCGCCCACUUUUACCCUGAAUUCUUUAGAGGGUAUCAAACCAGGAUCAGUGGUGGGUUCUGUGGGCUCAAAAGACCUCCAGCGGUACCCAGAGGAGGGUCAAGUGACUUACACAGUAGUGGGCAGCACAGACCACGACGGCACAUUUGUGGUGGACAGAUUGACAGGUGAUAUCUAUCUUGCACGAGAGCUAGAUUACGAGCAAGGGGCACGUUAUACCCUUCAGAUUGAGGUGGACGACUUCUCCAGAGCCUACCCAACCAGCCGGAUCAUCCUAGUAGAUAUUGACGUGCAGGAUAGCAAUGACCAUGUGCCGCAAUUCCCAGAGGACCCGGUGACCAUUGUCAUUCCAGAGAACAUGGUGGCUGGAUCUUCCAUCUAUACCUUCCAGGCUGUGGACAAAGAUGGAAGUGGCCCAAACAGUGACAUUCAGUAUUCCAUCCUCCAGCAGUGGCCCACUAAGGAUCAGAACCUAGCACUAGACCCUGUGACUGGGGUUGUGACUCUGGGAAAGAGCCUGGACCGCGAGGUUACACCCUCCCUCCUCCUCAUUGUGCAGGCAACGGACCAAGCACUUAACGUUAGCCAGCGGCGCUCCAGCUCUGUGACAGCGCGAAUCUUUGUGACCGAUGAAAACGACAAUGCACCUAUCUUUAGCUCCCCAACCGCUGUCAGUGUCAUGGAGGACCAGCCAAUUGGCUUUGUUGUCCUCUAUGUGAUUGCCAGAGACUCUGAUUUGGGGGAGAGCGGGCGUGUGGCAUAUCGAAUUCAAUCAGGGAAUGCUGGCGGCAGGUUCACUCUGAACCCCAACUCUGGUUCCCUCUCCAUAGUGAAGGCUUUAAACCGGGAAGAGCAAGGACUCUACAAUUUGACUAUUGUUGCAGAGGAUCAUGGUUUCCCCCAGCGCACUACCUUGCAGCUACUGUCUGUUCAGGUGAUAGAUGUAAAUGAUGAGGCCCCUCAAUUCCGGGAAGUUGAAUUUGAGGCGCAAAUCUCAGAGAACCAGCUUGCUGGCACCUCCAUACUGACAGUCACUGCUACAGACUGUGACCAAGGUUCAAAUGGCUUUGUGACAUAUGGAGGGAUAGUGGAGGACGGGUUUACCAUUGAUCAAGCAACAGGAGUCGUAACAGCAACCCGAGCCCUUGAUCGUGAAGUGCAAGACCGCUACACUGUCACAGUCUAUGCUAAAGAUGGUGGACUCCCUCCUAAUUUUGCCACAGUGUCAGUGAGGAUUACAGUCUUGGAUGAGAAUGACAACUCGCCUGCUUUUGAAAAAGACCUGUACCACCUAGAGGUGCCAGAGAACCAAGAGCCUGUGGCCUUGUUCACCAUGAAAGCCAUGGACCGCGACGCUGGAGAGAAUGGCAGGGUGGCGUACAAGAUUGUUGCAGGGGACCCAGCUGGUGAUUUCCAUAUUGAUGUCAACUCUGGUGUCCUCUCCACUUCCCAGCCCCUUGACAGAGAAAGGGUUGCCAGCUAUUAUUUGACCAUUGAAGCACAGGAUCAUGGGACACCCCAGCUGAGUAGCACAGCCAGCUUGGUUGUUACAGUCCUGGAUGUCAAUGACAACAACCCCGUAUUCAAAGAAGGCACUUACGCUAUUGAUAUCUCUGAAGACGCCCCAAUUGGUACUUUGGUGCUUGACAUAACCGCCACAGAUGCUGACGAUGGAACUAAUGGCAUGGUCCUGUACUACCUGAGCAAUGAAUCACUAGGCAUGUUCAAUGUGAAUCAGGAGACUGGGAAGAUCACUACAGCUAGUAUGCUGGACCGGGAGAAGCGAGCAGCGUACAGCUUCCUGGUGAAUGCUGUGGACUCCUCCCCUGCCAAACCACGAAAUGCAAGUGCAAGGGUGACAGUCAAUAUCAAAGAUGUCAAUGAUAACUCGCCCUUUUUCAUCCAGGACCCACUGAUCAUCAACAUGUCCAGCAGCAUCUCAAUCAACCAGGUGGUGGCCACCAUGAGAGCAGAAGACAAAGACUUUGGGGCCAAUGCAUCCAUUUUCUAUCGCUUUGCUUCCCUGGUGGCCGGGUUUAGCAUAAACUCUUUCACAGGUGAAAUACAACUAGUGGCCCCGCUGUCCUCUAUGACCCAAAUGGAGAGGACCUUGUAUGUGGUGGCCACGGACCAGGGCACACCUGCACAGUUAUCCACAGGGGUGGUGGUCAUUUACGUCAAGGAGGAGGACUACAGAGGAGUCCGCUUUCCACGCAGUGCCAGAGAUGUCUCCCUGCAAGAAAAUGCAGCCUCAGGCACUGCAGUGGUUCAGAUCCAGGCGCAGUACCAUGAUGGCUCCAGAAGAGGAAUCAGCUAUAGCAUCUUCAGUGGAAAUAAACUCAGUUCAUUCAGUAUCCGUCCCACCACAGGUGAGAUCUGGGUACAGAACUCAGAUGGCCUGGAUUUUGAGAAGACUCCACGGCUCCGCUUAGUGGUGAAAGCAGACUCUGCAUCCUCUCUCUCUUUCAUGGCUGUCAAUCUCAACCUCCAGGACGUCAACGACAACCUCCCACGAUUCCAGCUUCAGAACUACAUCGCCUAUAUCUGGGAAGCACAGGGCUAUGACUUCCCCAUCAUCCAGGUAUUGGCAGACGACCCAGACCAGGGCCAGAAUGGUCAGGUGACCUAUUCUAUUAAGUCGUCUACAAUGAGUGGGCUCUUCAAAAUCGACCCCCUGACAGGAAGUAUAACAACAGCAGCCAUAAUGGACAGAGAAAUCUGGACUCACACAAAGCUGGUUGUUACGGCGACAGACAGGGGAAGCCCAAAGUUAGCUGGCACAGCUACUCUCACCGUGGUCAUCGUGGACCUGAAUGACAACAGUCCUACAAUCCCACUGCCACAAGAGCUUCGAGUGCCUGAGAACACCUUAAUUGGUACAGAGAUCACCCAGGUUACAGGAAAUGAUGUGGACUCAGGCCCUGCUCUCUCAUACACACUUCUGCUGGAUGGCAGCUCCAUUGGAAAGUUUGGAAUCCAUCGAUAUGGGGGCGUGAUCUCACUGACUGCCCCGCUUGACUUUGAGGAGAGGAGCUGGCACACACUUACCAUCUGCUCCUCUGACUCCAAACACAAAAGUGAGGCAAACCUGACCGUGCUUGUGGAAGAUGUGAAUGACAAUGCACCUGCUUUCACCCAGGACCUCUACCAGGUAACACUGCCUGAGCACUCGCCACCUGGCAACUCAGUUGUCACGGUAACCGCUACUGACCAAGACUCUGGCAACAACGGGAAGAUCACCUACAGGGUGAUGUCAUCAACCAGGGGCGGCUUUUACAUAGACCCGAGUAAUGGUACCCUGUUUAUAUCUCAGAGGGCAGAAUUUGACCCUGAAAAGCCCUCCGUGAGUGUGGUGAUCGAAGCACGGGAUGGUGGAACACCAGCUCUGUCAUCCAACACUACAGUUCAAGUGCAGGUUUCAGAUGUCAAUGACAAUGCACCACUCUUCAAACAAUCAGAGUACAAAGCCACCAUCUCGGAGGACCUGUUGCCAGGCUCCACAAUUCUGACAAUUGAGGCAGUGGACAGCGACCUCUCACGGGAGAACUGUGGCUUUGACUUUGCCAUUGCCAGCGGGAACCCUGGGAAUGCCUUCCAGAUUGAGAGCAGUGUCCGCUUCCUGGAGGGACAGGGUUUUCAGACAGUGGGGACACUCAUACUGGUGGAGCAUCUGGAUUUUGAGACCAUGUCAAGGUACAAUUUGAGUAUAGUAGCCUCAGACCGAGGGGUCCCCCAAAGAAGCUCAAGUGUGCCUGCUGUAAUUACCAUUACCGACUCUAAUGACAAUCCCCCCUCCUUUGGACAUACAGAAUACAACGUGGUGCUGAGCGAAGGAGCAGCAGCCGGUACCGAGCUCUUGCGAUUAUCUGCCAAUGAUCCAGACUCCGCUCCCAAUGCUGUGAUCCGCUAUGUCAUCAGCUCAGGGGAUGAAGAUGAGCUGUUUGGAAUGGAUGAGUGGACGGGAGCACUCAGGCUCCUGCGGCCACUGGAUCGUGAAGCCAAGGCUUCUCACAUAGUUAUUGUCCAAGCUUCAGAUGGGCAGGGGCAGUUUGCCCUGGCUCCAGUGAGUGUGGAAGUCAAAGACAUUAACGACAAUAAGCCCUACUUCCCCUUGGAGACACUGACAGCCAGCAUACGAGAAAACCAGCCGCUUGAUUCUCUGGUCACUGUCCUGCAUGCUAUUGAUUUUGACGCUGGUGUCUAUGGCCAGGUACGCUACUACAUGGUCGACCAAACCGGGCAGGGAAAGGACUCCUUUUCAGUUAAUCAGGCCUCAGGAGAGGUGAGAGCCAAGCUGACCUUUGAUUUCGAGAAGGACAACACCUUCCAGUUCGUAGCACUGGCUUUGGACACUGGCAACUAUUCAGCCACUGUGACUGUGCAAGUGCUGGUGACUGGAGAGGAUGAAUAUGAUCCAGUUUUUGUCUCACAAGCUUACUCAUUUGAAGUGCCAGAGGGAGCCACAAAAGGCCAGAGCAUUGGGCAAGUGUUAGCUAAAGAUGAAGAUGCUGGUGCAGACGGAAUUGUGCUCUACACAUUUUCUAAUGGCUCACCUUAUUUUGGUGUCAAUAAAACCACAGGGGUGAUCUACCUGAAGAUGGACAGUCAAAGUCGCCAUAGUGGGGUACGAUCAAAGAGAGACACACGGCAGAUGAACCUUGAAAUAGAUGCCCAUAGCCCGUUACCAACUUCUCGCAUUACCACUGCCCAAGUCAACAUUGAUGUCACGCACACUUCUUUCGGACUGCCCCCUGAGUUCAACUUUUUUUUGGUCAUUGUCAUAGCAGCUUCCCUUGCGGCCAUCGUGAUCCUAGCAGUGAUUGCUGUGGCCUUGUUUGUGGUAAGAUCUAGGCAAAAGAAAAAGGAGGAAAAUGACAAUGCCAACAUUGCCUCAUCUGGCACUGCCAUGCAGAAACUUGAUGAAGCCCACUUAACAGGCAGAGAGAGGAUUUACCACCAGGCUCUGCCCGGAUAUACAAGCGAGCAAACCUCAGGCAUAGGUGGCACAGGUGGAGGAGCAUACACAAGGGGAGGAUCCCUUGAUCCCUCACACUCCAGUGGACGUGGCUCAGCAGAAGCCGCAGAGGAUGAUGAAAUACGAAUGAUCAACGAGUAUCCACGGGUAUCUAGCAUAUCCUCCUCCAUGCAGGACCACCUCUCAACACGGGGACCUGAUUCUGGGAUCCAGCAGGAUGCAGACCAGCUUUCAGACAUCUCCUGUGAACCAGGAAUGGAGGCAGGGCAGUGGUACAAGGGGAAGAAAAUUGGCAACCUCAGUGGAACACUAUUACCUGGACAGCAUCCCAUUUACAGAGAUGAGGGUGGGGGGUACCUGGGGGUUGGGCGGGGACUAAAUAUUUCACACCCUAAGGAUUAUGCCUUCCCUGAGGAUGGCAAGCCUUCAGUGGAUGGCUCCCUCACAGCUAUUGUGGCCAGUGACGAAGAGCUUAGGGGCAGCUACAACUGGGACUACCUGCUGGACUGGUGCCCGCAAUUCCAACCCCUGGCCAGUGUCUUUACAGAGAUAGCUCGGCUCAAGGAUGAAACUGCUCCCCCCAACCCCAGAAGACCCUUUCAGCCCAAAGCAAAGACAGAUCCCAAACCAAGAAUAGAUCCGCCACCUCUUAUCACUUCUGUGGCACACCCGGGGGCCAAAUCGGUGCCUCCAAAACCAGCCAUUGGACGGACCUUUCCUCACCUGGCUUCUCUCCGCCGUUCCCCCAUCAGCCAUGAGGGCUCCAUAUCAUCAGCAGCCAUGUCCCCUAGCUUCUCCCCCUCCCUCUCCCCACUGGCAGCCCGAUCACCUGCUGUCUCCCCCUUCGGUGUUACCCAAGGGCCCUCAGCCUCCGUGAUUAGUACCACUGAACACUCUCUAGACCACCCAAGUGAAGCAGAGAUGAGAAUUUAACUCACUGAACACAGCUGUUGCUUGACGGGGAACCUUCUGUGAAAUGCAUUUUUUGAGUGUACAUUUGAGGAUGGACAUACAGUGGAGUUAUCUCUCAAGUCUGAUAACUUUGAGGGUUAAGUUGAAACUGCUUGAUAACAAGGGCAUACUUUAAUUAGUAGGCCUUUGGAUACAAAAAAAAAAAAAACAAUUGAAAACCUUGUAGUAUUGAAACUCAAUCUGUAAAUAUUGUUUGGUGUUGAGAAGUCAAACAUUCCGAUAUUCUGUGGUCAGUUUCCCAUUAAUAUUAAGGAUCCUUUUGUAAGGGUAUACUAGUCUUUCUUUGAACAAGACUGUGUAAUGUAUUUCUCUGGAUUUCUCCUCCGGUUCCUUUUGCCUCACCAAUAUUGACCAGCACUGGACAAUAUAUUCUCUAAGCCAGUACACCCAAAAACAAAAAGGAUUCAUAAAUGACUGGUUUGGUGAGUGUUCUGCGCCUGCCAAAUAUUUUGUUAGGGACAAAGGUUGUUAAAUGGCCCAUGUCUGCCAGCCAGCACUUUGAACCAGAAUUAGGCCUGUCAGUGUUUAAUUGACCUGUAUUUCAAUUGUUGGAAGUAUUAUGUAAUGGUAUUUGUUUUAAUGCUUGGUCCCCUGGACCACCUGAAAGUGUGAAUGUUAUUGUAUGUCAAACAACUAGACCUUUCAACUGUGACAGAUUUUACUUGGUAAUUAAACUCAAACUGAUUCUUAGGGGUGUUACUAGGUUUAUGGUGCUUCCCAUUGUGGAUACCUUCCAAACUUAGCCUGAAACUGAUCUGAAUCCCUGGAUAUAAGCUGGUUGUGAGGUAUAGUUUGUGUGUUCCUCACUGGCUGGCCAGGAGGCUGAGAGUAUGUGGUUCUUAAUAGAGGCUGGGAGGUCGGAAAAUGUUUAAGCUUUAAUGCUGUUAUGGAGAACUUAAUGGCUCUCCAUACCUCAUUUUGUUUUACAACAUCACAGUUUAGAAGAAGAGCUGUGCUACAGAGGCCAGAAGAUAUCAGAAACUAUCAAAUACUGAGCAGCACCUAAAAACUAAAUACUCUUUUGUUUAGGCUUUUUAUUAUUAAUUUUUAAAAAGACGUUUGUUUCAGACUACAGUGUGGCAUCACCUUUUGUCAAGGGAGGCCAUUGUCUUGUUACAGUAUAAAGGUAUGAAUGUAUUGUACAGCCAGAAUAACAAUUCGUGCAUAUGUUUAAUUCAGAGACUGAUGUUGUUUGUGUCUGUGGAUGAUUAGAAAACUCCUUUUUGUUGUUACAUUAAUAAAUAUUUAUAAAAUACUGCUCGCUAAACCUGAAUGAACAAAUGGAAUUAUUGAGAUGUGGAAGUAUCAGGAAUCUCUUGCUCUCUUCGGAGACAAUGUUUUGAUUAUUUACCCCUGACAAUCCAAAACCAAUAUGGCUGCCAUGUAAAAGGGGAAAAUGACAGCCUGGCUAUGAAAGGGGCAGCGGUACUGGAAGAGGAAAUUACAUUCUGGUCCUGACUUCAGGUUCAAUAACGUCUGUCAGCAGUGCUGACCAUACUUAAUUUAUAGACUUUUUCUUACUAAAUAAUUGUAUGUAUAGUUUUGGUUAGUUUCUUUUUGUUGUUGUUGCAGUACAACAUUGCAGUAAUGUGUGUUUGAUUUAUAUUAAUAUUCUGCACAGUGUUUGUGGGGAUUUUGCUUUUCUCUUUGUCUCUCCUUGAUUCUUGUCUUGUACUCUCUAGUUCUGGCUUUGACUAUCAUUUACUGUCAAAAAAGAAGAGUGGAAAUAUAUAGUUUUAUUCUCAUACGUGGAAGCAGAAACCUCAAAACUUCCUAACUUUUUCCCAUAUCAGGGCCAACUUUACUUACAAAACAAGAGCAGAGAGUGAUAAAAACAAUAUUUUACCAUAUAGAAAAAAGUGGAUAGAAUUCAUAACUUAUGAAAUAAGCAAUUGAAAGCAGUGCUUAACACUUUUAUAAGAUAAAAAUCAAGCACACAUGUACAGUAUACAAAAAACUGGAAGAUGCCUUAACUGAUGGACAGCACUCAGUGGUGGGUAAUGUUUUGUGCACUUGAUAUGUACAAUUACCCUUGUAUGAUGAAGCGCUGCACUAGAGUUUUUAAGCAGCUGAUAGGUUAAAGGAUCAUUUGGAAAUAAUACAUUGGUGAAAACUGAAAAAAGUAGGUUGUUUGUUACUGUGAUGCAACUUGGCAAUUCUGAAAUGUCCUUCAGUUAUAGUCUUCAAAGUAUUUAUUUAUCUGAAAGGUGAAAAGGAUCACAAAACUCUCCACUCCAACAUCCUAUAGACUUCCGUGAUGCCUUUUGGUCUCCUCCCUUUGGAGAGGGCUAAGCAAUACGUUUUCUAACAUAAUCAAUAAUAAAAAAUAAUAAUCAGGGUUGUGGAACCACAAGGAGGUCAUGUAACUCUUGUUUAAGAAACACACCCUGCUAGAUCUGUGCUUAUAGGAACCAUAUGUUACAGAAAAAGUCAGAAUGGGGUCAAUCUGAAGUUUUACCGGUAAAUGUCAGCAUUUACCAAAUGAGGUGGUAAAUGACCGAAAUUAUGAAGAAAUAAAGCUUUUUGGACAUUUAUCAGUUAAUUUUAUGGUUUUCCGAAGCAUAUUGGUAAAUGUAGGUAUAUAAUCGAAGAAUCUAUUUAUUACUGCAUAUAAAUUGUCAAUUAACAAAAUAAUCAUUACAUUGAAGAAUAUAUUUAUUUCUGCAUACACAUUUUCUAGUAACAAAGUAGUAAAUAAUGAGCUUACAGUAAUGCACAAUUGAGCAAUUUAAACUAGUUCAACAUGGUACUGAACAAUAUUAUGAUCCACUUAUGCAUAACAACCAACAUUCUGGUAAAUUUGCAUAUAAAACACAAUUUGGGAUUUCAUAACUGCUCCUCAUACUACACUGCAUCCAAUUCUAUUGAGCCAAAGGCUGCCUUGAAUUAACUCUCAUUUCCCAUCUGUAAAUAUGGGCUGCCACAUCUGCCAAGUUCCCAGCUUUGUUCACAUCAUAGCCAUUCUUCUAGUCCCUCAGUGUUACCGCUGGGACAGUCUACCUCCUCUUAUUUAGGGUAUAUUUUAUGGUAUUGGCAAUUGAUGUGGGUUGACUGACACUUCCCCAAUUUGAAAUUUAUGCUUGAUCAGUCUUGAAUGGAUCACCAGAGUCAAAAGACCCCUUUUUGAUUCCAGGAGCAUUGUGUGUUACCCUAGAUCACAGUGUUAAAAACUGUUUUUAGUAUUUGUAGCUGAAAAUAUUUUAUAUAAAUGUAAUGUAAUUGUUUAUCAUGCAGGUCAACACAAAAUAAAAACAAUAUUUAAUCUGGACUUUUAUUGCAGGAAUAAGGCACCUAAGAUUCUGCUAUUCUGCAGUUUAAGUGCAUUAUAGUGUUGUACAGGGUUAGAAAAUCUAAUGUGCGUAACUAUGAAUCACUAACAUGUGAAUGAUCUGAAAGUUAUUAGGAAUGAGUUAACAUGGCUGCAGUUUCUGGUUACCAAGAUUUUAGCUACCAUUGGCACUGAAACGGCAGAUAGUUAUUACUUAAGUAUGCCAUAAAAUAAAGUAUGUAAUUAUCAUUGUAACUAAUUCAUCAAAAACACCAGACCUUUGGAAUGAAAAAGUUUAUUUAAAUAAAAUGUAGAUUUGUUAGUUUGGAGUUGAGCAGACUGAAAUACUUAAUUUUAUGAAUUAAACAAACCACACGCCUUAAGCCUGUAAAAUCUUGAAAUAACAUUUAAAAGAAAAAAACAAGAUUGCAUUCUCAUUGGCUUUGGUAUAAAAUUGAUAUUGUCAAGUUUGAAUCAAUGGAAAUCAGAGCCCAAUGUACAGUACAUGAUGAACAACUUUUCACUGAACACAAUUAUAAUUCCUGAAAGAUUUGAACUGCCCGUGAACAUUUGUAACUCAAGCCAUGAAGUAAAUAAUUUGGGUUAUACAAUGUCACGCAAAGCUUGAAUAGAAUUGUUUAUGGUGUAAUUUAGCAUUUUCAUAAAACUAACCAGUUAAAAUGAAUAACUCAUGGCCUUUAGAGGUCUGUGCAAAGAUUUGAUCUUUUAUGCACUUUAGCUCAUGUUAAAUUUUUAGUGGGCACAUUGUGGUAUGGCAGAAAUGGGGAAGAGGAGACAUAGAGAUGACAAACUAAAAAACAGGAAAAUAAUUUUGUUUAGCAAGGAAACAACAGGUGCAGACAACAUGUAGUUAAUAUGACAAUAAUUUACAGUUUCUUAUACUGUAGAUUAUGUAAAUACAAAUUAAAAACUGUUUACAGGAAGCUCACAUUAUAACCCAAGCCUACUGAAACAGCAACUGUCAUACAGUGAUUAUAUAUACUGUAUAAAUAUUUUUUUAUAUAGAAUUGAAUAUGUUGCCUUCCUAAUCUGGUCUCAGUCUCACAGCUACUAUGCUUACUCAAUGUAGAGGCUUUUGUGUACAUCAACCUCUUGCUCGAAGCACAUGUGCUAAGCACCAAACCACGUGGUUGAUAAUUGAACACUAAGGUAAAUCAAAUAAGUGAUUUAGAGCUGACUUAAAGCUGUUUCAUAUAAAAGACUUGUCUUUACAACUUAGUUCUGCAUUCAGAACCUUUAUUUACAAAUUAGCACCAUAAGCAAAAACUGAUUUCUAGCUUUCUGUUUAUAAGACCAUCAUAUUCAAUAUGCGACAAGGGAAAAUGUAUUCCAUGUUUAAUUACCUAGAUUCUGUGUUAGAGAUCGAGUUCCAGCUAUGCCUUUUUAUACAUCUAAAGGUUUAAUAAAACUACAAUAUACAGUGGAAACUGUUUAUUAUAUUUGUUUGUUGUUGGCUUAAAAUUAGUUAAAACCCAUUUUAAUGAUGUGAUCCUGGACCCUAGCAUUCUAGUAUUCUCUACAUUUUUUAUGUAUUCUUGAAGUUGCAUGUUGUCUUGGACAUUUGUAUGUAGCCAUCUGUUUUCUGGCACAGAUACUCCAAGACUCUGCCUGUGGACUUUAUACUUGAGCACAGAAGUGCCAAUGUUUCUUUUUGUUGCCAAUUUUUAUAACAAAUUCCUUAAUAAACUUGA